Molecule: messenger RNA, 6159 nt
Organism: Sciurus carolinensis (gray squirrel)
Lineage: Eukaryota; Metazoa; Chordata; Mammalia; Rodentia; Sciuridae
Gene: Zfp14
Product: ZFP14 zinc finger protein
Exons: 3
Coding region: 1450-3051 (533 amino acids)
Biological process (GO): regulation of transcription by RNA polymerase II
Molecular function (GO): RNA polymerase II cis-regulatory region sequence-specific DNA binding; DNA-binding transcription factor activity, RNA polymerase II-specific
Source: RefSeq, a predicted model, not a curated record
CCAUGAGCACUCUGCUCACACCAGAUAUGCCCGUCUAUCAAAGGUCUUCCUUCUCAGCUAGUUCCUCUGUCAUCUGCACAAGUUAUGCCCCCCACUGUCCUCAACCUAACAGAUUUCACCUCCCUGGCUGCCCAUGGAAUUGUUCAGACAAGCCAGUCACAUCCUCCUAUGGAACCAGCAAAUAUCUCAUCCUCUUUCAAAGCCUAGCCUCCUCCCAUUGUCCCUGUUGUUCUCUUUAUUCCUGAAUAUAACCCCUUGUGGCCCUCCAUGAUGUAUGACAUCUUCCCUCAGAUGGUGAGUAUAUAUGAAUAAUAAAUAGCUAUCAAUCUCAUGUAUCUAGCAUCUGCUUGUUUGUCUAUCUAGUCCUUUUUUAGGGCAGAUCACCCCUCACUGAUAGGGUAAAUGGAUGGUAAAUGAAACAGGGCUGCAAAUAGAAAGAUCAAGAAUCAUUUCUGAUGACCUUCUCCGAGAAAGAAUAAUACCAGGAACAAAGUCAUUGUGUAUUUUUAUAGGAUGUACUGAUCUGGAGCAGGAUUUCUCAACAUUGGAAUUAUUGACAUUUUAAGGCAAGAGAAUCCUUUGUUUUAGAGGAUUAUUCUGUGCAUUGUAGGAUGUCUUACAGUAUUCCUGGUUUUUACCCGUUAGGUGUUAGUAACACUCACAUCCUUUCCUCUGAGUUGUGACAACAAAAAUUGUCUCCAGAUAUGACCCGAUGUCUUUUGGGAACAAAAUUACUCUUUGUUGAAAACCACUGGUCUGUAGUAUUUUCUUCACCAUAUCUUCAUGAUUCAGUAUUCUGUAACUCAGGAUCAAAAAAAAUGUUCAAUGAGGGACGAUAGUAAAGAGUAAGCAGAUUAUUCAAAUGCAUAAAUAUCAGAUGUUAUAGACUUUUGAGAUUAUACUAAAUUCACAAACAUAAAUUUUAAAAAAGAGAACUAGAUAUAUUCAAAAUAAGGACUAAUAUGUAACAAAUUUUGAAAAGUUUUACUUAAGAAUUGGUUGGAACAGGGGAAAAAGUUAAAAUAAAAUCUAACUUUGUGAUGAACUUGAGUCUUCUUAGAGAUUUUGUAGUACAUUUGGGAGAAAUUUUGUCAAUUUUUUUAUAAUCAUUAAAAAGAUAAGAGGGUAGAAGACCUCAUAUUUCUCUAGAAUUUAUAGUGGAAGCAGAAGGCUUGUGUGCAUUAUUUGGUUUGAGAUUUUCUUUUGGUUAUUUAUUCAUUUCCAGAUGUUUGGAUAAAAAUUUGAACUUUUCUGCAGCCACAGGAAGUAUUCAAGAACGUGUAGACAUGCUGCUUUAGGGACGCUCAUUUUCUUGCUGUCCCCUACUUAUGUCAUAAGUUUUCAGCCCUGUGCUAUGUACAUGCUAUGUAGUUCUUACUGUACCAUGUAAUCAUCAGUCUUUUCUCCUUUUCAUUUAAAGAAUAUUUAAUCUAUUUCCACAAGUAAUCCAUGAGUUUAUUUUUUCAGGGUUCAGUGACAUUCAGGGAUGUGGCCAUAGACUUUUCACAGGAAGAAUGGGAAUUCCUGGACUCUGCUCAGAGGGACUUGUAUAGAGAUGUAAUGUGGGAAAACUACAGCAACUUCAUUUCACUAGCAGGACCUUCUGUUUCUAAACCAGAUAUGAUUACCUUAUUGGAUGAAGAAGGGAUGGUUGUGAAGGAAGGGUUAAGAAGAUCUUGCCCUGAUUUGGAGUCUGGAUACACGACCAAUACUUUAUCUCCAGAAAAGGACAUUUAUGAAAUAUAUUCAUUACAGUGGGAAAUAAUGGAAAGAAUUAAAAGCUAUACCCUUCAGGACUCCAUUUUUAGAAAUGAUUGGGAAUGUAAAAGCAAGACUGAGGGACAAAAAGAACCACAAGAGGGUUAUUUUGGGCAGGUGAAAAUUACCUCUGAAAAAAUGACUACCUACAAAAAGAACAAUUUUCUUACUGAGUAUCAGAGAAUUCAUAAUGGAGAAAAAUUAUAUGAAUGUAAGGAAUGUAGGAAGACCUUCAUUCGUCGCUCAACACUUAGUCAGCACCUAAGAAUUCAUACUGGUGAGAAACCUUAUAAGUGUAAAGAGUGUGGGCAGGCCUUUAGACAGCGUGCACAUCUUAUUCGUCAUCACAAACUUCAUACUGGUGAGAAACCCUAUGAAUGUAAGGAAUGUGGGAAGGCCUUUACAGUGCUCCAAGAACUUACUCAACAUCAGAGACUUCAUACUGGUGAAAAACCUUAUGAAUGUAAGGAGUGUGGGAAGGCCUUUAGAGUACAUCAGCAACUGGCCCGGCAUCAGAGAAUUCACACUGGCGAGAAACCCUAUGAAUGUAAGGAGUGUGGGAAGACCUUCAGACAGUGUACACACCUUACUAGACAUCAGAGACUUCACACUUCUGAGAAGCUCUAUGAAUGUAAAGAAUGUGGGAAAGCCUUUGUAUGUGGCCCAGACCUUAGAGUACAUCAGAAAAUUCAUUUUGGUGAAAAGCCCUAUGCAUGUAAGGACUGUGGGAAGGCCUUUAGAAUAUGCCAACAACUUACUGUACAUCAGAGUAUUCAUACUGGUGAGAAACCCUAUGAAUGUAAGGAAUGUGGAAAGACUUUCAGAUUAAGGCAGCAACUUGUUCGCCAUCAGAGAAUUCAUACUCGUGAGAAACCCUAUGAAUGUAUGGAAUGUUGGAAGACCUUUAGUAGUUAUUCCCAACUUAUUUCACACCAGAGCAUUCAUAUUGGUGAGAGACCCUAUGAAUGUGAAGAAUGUGGGAAGGCUUUCAGACUGCUUUCACAACUUACUCAACAUCAGAGUAUUCAUACUGGUGAGAAACCCUAUGAAUGUAAGGAAUGCAGAAAGCCUUUUAGACUGCUCUCACAACUUACUCAACAUCAGAGUAUUCACACUGGAGAGAAACCUUAUGAAUGUAAGGAUUGUGGUAAGGCUUUUAGACUUUAUUCAUUUCUUACUCAACACCAGAGAAUUCAUACUGGUGAGAAACCCUACAAAUGUAAGGAAUGUAAGAAGGCCUUUAGACAACAUUCACACCUUACUCAACAUCAGAAGAUUCAUAAUGGAAUUUAAUACAAGAAAGCUUUCAAAUGUGCAUUUUGUUACAAAACACCAAGAAAUCCAUUUUUGAGAAAAUGGUUUCAUGCUUACAACUAAAUGCUUAUGUUUUUAUAUUAGAGAAGGGAUAUGUUGCUUUACAAGCCUUCCAUUGCCAUUUAAACAUUGUUUAUCUUCAACAAAUUCCUUUGAGAAAAUAAUUUAAUGAAUGUAGGAAAAUUUUUAGCCUUAUAUGUCACCUCGUUUUACCAUUUUACUACCAUUGUGAUAUUGGACAAGAUACUAAACUUUUGUGCCUCAUUUUGCUCAUUUUUAAAUGAUGAUAAUAGUACUUAUUUAUUGCUGUAUAAUAAAUUACUACAAAACAUAGUAGCUUAAAAUAAUAUACAUUUGUUAUUUCACAGUUUCUAUGGAUCAGGAAUCCAGACAUGACUUAGUUGAGUCCUUGUAAUUACAAACUUACAAAGUUUCAGCCAAGGCUGGGGUUUCAUCUGAAGUCUUGACUGGGGAAGGAUCCAUAUCCAAGCUAACAAUGCUUGAAUUCAUUUUCUUGAAGAUGUUGCAUGGAGAUCCUCAGUUUCUAGUUGACUGUUGACUGAAGGCUGAUUGCUGUUCCUUGCUACAGUGGUCUCUUCCAGUGACUCCUUGCUUCAUCAAAUUGUCAUCGAGAAGACUACUAGCAAGUCUGAUAGCAAGAUGGAUAUGAUGAAUCUAAUUGUGGAAGUAAGAUCCUAUCACCUUUGCUAUCUUCUAAUGAUUAGCAGUAAAUUACUAGACCAGCCUACACUCAAGAGAAAGGGAUUACUUGAAAGUGAAUACCAGGGGACAGGGACCACUGGGAGCCAAUUAAGAGUCAGGCUGUCACACUGUGUAAUAUAAUCAUUAUAAGGAUAAAGUAGUUAAUACUUAGAAGAAUAUCCAGUCACAUAGCAUGUAUUCUGUAAAUACUGUCUAUAAUUGAUAUUAACAUCAUUAGUAUUAGUGAAUUCUUAUGGAAGAUUCUAUAGAAGUCAUAAAAGUAGAAAUGCCUCCUGUUACAUCUCCGCAUUUCAUAAAAUGAAAAUAAUUUAGGUAAAAUCUAGGAGAUUAUAAGUGAAUGUCAGAAGUUCUUUACCACUUGAACUGCAUCAAAAAGUCCCUGCUGAAAAGAAUCAUAUGAAUUUCAUGAAUGUAAAGUUGUUAAAGAGUACAACUAUUGAAGAAUGAGAGUGAAAUAUGAUUUUCCCAUCAUUUAAAAAAGAAAUUGGCUUAGAAUCCUUGCUGUCCGACCACAAUUUAAGAUUUAUCACAAACUUUCAAAAAUAUGGCAUAAAAGAAACUAUCAUUUGGGAACUUAAAUUUGUGUGUGUGUGUGUGUGUGUGUGUGUGUGUAAAACUUUUGUAUUAAAGAAAAUACUAUUACAGUCAGUAUACUUUUUGUUGCUCAGAAUGACCCAUCUUCAAUUAGUUUUUCAAAUUGGGUGUUUUACCAGGUAUGUGGUGCAUGCCCAUAAUUCCAACAACUUGGGAAGCUGAAGCAGGAGGAUCAUAAGUUUGAGACCAGCCUCAGCAACACAAGUUGGGUGUUUUGACAUGGCACAAGUAGUAGUUUGAUAGUUUGUUACUUGGUUAUGGCUGUUUAGUUUGUCAGCUAUAAUAUGCUAUGACACCAACUCAUCAUUAAAUUGGAGGAGGGGGAUGAGUGUGUAUUUUCUUUUCCACAUGUGUACCAAAUUUCAGGGUCACCAAAAGUUCAUCAAAUUCAAGUGGGUAUUGUUUUGACUUAAAAAACCUAAUCAAUAAAUUCAGAAAGGAUGAUAGGGUUAGAAAAAUCAUCAUUUUCUAGACUCUAAUGGAAUAAUGGGACCUGAAAAUUGUGUUCGAUGGAUACUAAGACUUUUAGGUGAAAAUUUUAUAGUGAUUUAUCACACUGACCACUUCUGAAUCCUUUGAUCAAUUUUAGCCUCAGUCAAAAUAGAACUGUCACACAAUAUUCACCUCCUGAUGGAAUUCAGUAGGAAGUACACACCACUACCUGUGAGGCCUUCUUGCCAAAACAAUGAACUGAAAGACUCAUACUUUUGAAUCAAAUUCUUUAAAGUCAAGAUUUUGGGGAAUGGAUGAAUGAAAUCAAUGUCACCAUAAGGAAGCAACCAAUGACAUCCAGAAUGUAUAAAAUUCUACAGAACAAAUGCCCUGAUGUUGUCAACUAGUGAGUGGCAUGAAAAGCAAAAGAGGCGCAACCACUAAUAAUAGAGCUGAAUUAAGAGUCAUAUCACUGAAUUCAAUGCAGGGGAACCACUUGGACCUGAUUUGAACAAAAUGUUAAAAUAAAAGGUUUUGAAGACAGUGGAGGAAUCAUGGACAUGGACUGAAUGUUAGAUUUAUUUAGAAAUUUAACUUCAUUAGGGAUGAUAAUGUCGAUGUGGCUAUUAAUAAAAUAUCCUAUGUGUUUAGAGAUACAUAUUUACAUAUUUCUGAAAUUAUAAGGUACAUAGAUUUACAUUAAAAUAUUCCAGCAGAAGAAAUAACUGACAUGGCAACUAGCUUGGCAAAAUGUUGGUAAUUAUUAAAGUGUAGCAAUUUGUUCAUGGUGAUUCAUUGUUUUAAUAUUUCUACUUUUGUAUGUAUUUAACAUUUCAGUAAUAAAAUAUUUAAAAUCAAAACUGAAAUUAUGAGCUAUUUAGAAAUUAAUAAUGAGAUGCUUGCACAUCUAGCUUGUCAGAUAUCACCAGUUUUAUUGAUUGACCAAAUAAUGUCAUUUAAUAUAUGAAUGCAGCUUCAUUUGUGAGCCCAAUCUUCAUUAUCUUCUCUUAUGCAAAAUGAACAGCACAGGGUCUGUCACAGGAUAAGUGCAGCGAAGGAAUGAAUAAGCAUCUAUGUGAAGAAACCAGAAACACCAAAGUAAAACCAGCACAAGUAAAGGGAAACCAAGUAUAGUAAAAAGUAGAAAUUAAGGAAAUAGGCAGUAGACUUGAUACAAUAUUAGUGACUAGAUUUUUUAAGAUCUAAUCAAAGAAAAGAAAGAUAAUACAUAUAGAGCAUUAAUGAUGGUAAAUGUGACACAGUUACCAAAAAAUAAAAAAUAAGGUAAGUGACCAUAGUUGCACACACCUGUAAUUCCAGCUGUUGAGAGACUGAGGC